Myotis davidii is the source of this 1033-nucleotide messenger RNA. RefSeq names its product complement factor H-related protein 4. The transcript is spliced from 7 exons. NCBI's taxonomy places the organism in Eukaryota, Metazoa, Chordata, Mammalia, Chiroptera, Vespertilionidae. The coding region runs from base 38 to 1033 and encodes 331 amino acids. The record is from RefSeq and is a predicted model, not a curated record.
UGGGCGAUCUGCGCUAACACCCCCGGGGGAGCCCGCCAUGCAGUUACUAGUCACGGUCAUCCUCACCCUGUGGGUCUCCUGGGCUCGUGGACAAGAAAUAGCAUGUGACCCUCCAAUAAUUGAAAAUAGUUACUACAUUCCUAAAAGGACCAAUUACGGACUGGGACAAGAAAUCACCUACUACUGUACAACUGGCUUCUUCCCUUCCUCCUGGGGAAAUACUGCAACAUGUACUGACAAAGGCUGGGAUCCUCCUCCAAGAUGUAGCUUAAAUCCCUGUGAAUUCCCAAAAUUAAAGCAUGGACUCCUAUACAAGGAAAACACGUAUAGAUCAUACUUCCCAGCACCGAUAAAACAAUGGUUCUACUAUUCCUGUGAUGAAAACUAUGUGACUCCUCCUGAAGGUUUCUGGCAUUACAUUACUUGCACGGAAGAUGGAUGGACUCCGGAGGUGCCCUGCCGCAGAAAGUGUGUUUUUAAUGAUUUGGAACAUGUACGUACUCCACCUAAAGAACAAAGAUUGUUACAGGGACAGUCUAUCAAAAUUGACUGCCUUCCCGGCUACAGUCUCCUAAACCCACAGGGCACAGUGACCUGUACGGAGAAUGGCUGGUCCUCGCCUCCCAGAUGCCUCAAGCAUUGUGACAUGCCCAUAUUUGAGAAUGCCAGAGCCGUAAUCACCGGAAAACCAUUUCGACCUAAUGACACGUUGGACUACCAGUGCCUGGAUGGCUACGAAAACACAGAUGGAAGCACCAACGGCUCCAUGGUGUGUGGUGAGGGCGGCUGGUCCCACUUGCCAACCUGCUUUAAAUCUUCAGAAAAGUGUGGGCCUCCUCCAGGGAUUAGCAAUGGCGACAUCACCUCCGUCACGUUAAAGGUGUAUUAUCCGUGGUCAACAGUGAAAUACCAAUGCCAGACCUACUAUCAAAUUCAGGGUCCUAAAUAUGUCACCUGUAGUUAUGGAAAGUGGUCUGAAGUCCCGAGGUGCAUGGGUAAGUUCUCAAGAUUCUUCUGGAUCCUGAGACCAUGA